AUGCCUCAUCGCGUUGUAGGGCAGCAAAUCGCGGGAAAGUUCUCUUUCCUGGUAUCGCUGGUGAAGUCUUUUGGUCUGGCCCUAGGCUGCAGCGGCCUCAUCUUCGGUCUCGUGUGCUGGGGCGGCUACACGCGCCUCACGCGGAGUGGUCUCUCGAUGACGCAGUGGAGUUUCCAGGGGAAGCAGCUUCCGCAGACUGAAGAGGAGUGGGAAGAUGAGUUCAACCGAUAUAAGAUGACACCCGAGUACAAGCAAGUUCACUAUGGGAUUACUUUGGAGCAGUUCCAGCAGAUUUAUUUCAUUGAGUGGUUCCACCGCAUGUUCGCCAGAACCACGGGUCUGGCAUUUGUUGCGGGGACUGUUGGCUUCGCGCUCGCCGGAGCUCUCACGUCUCGCAUGGCGCUGCGUCUUGCUGAUGGAGAGAUGAGUCGUCACGGUGAGCGGUAUGGGUAUCCUGGGGGAGCUCAGGGACUCGUUGGCUGGUGGAUGGUCAAAAGCGGCUUCAGCGAGCCGACGACUGAAAAUAAGAUGCCCCGGGUGUCGCCUUAUCGACUUGCGUUUCACCUCGUGACCGCCAUGUGCCUCUAUAGCAUUGUCCUCUGGCACGCGCUGUCGCUGCUGUACCCUCCCGCGACAACCGUGUCUAUGGCGGUUGCGCCAGCGGUCGCAGGCGCCGCUCUGAGAAAACUUCGGAGUCGAGCGUGGGGAAUGGCCGCCAUUAUUGGAACGACGCUGUGUUCAGGCGCUUUUGUGGCUGGAAACGACGCCGGUCGCGCCUACAACACCUGGCCAAAAAUGCUCGACCACUGGGUGCCUCCUGAAGUCUACGAGGUGAAGAACAAAUUCAUCAAGGUCUUCGAGUCAACGCCAGUCGUUCAGUUCGACCACCGCAUGCUGGCCUACGCCACUUUGAUUGGAUCGGGCCUUCUGUACUUCACCGGUCGCAGGCUUCCUGUACCGAAAGAAGUGAAUGUAGCAAUGGGAGCUCUCCACGGCACGGCUGCAUUGCAACUGCUCCUUGGAAUCACUACGCUCCUCUGUCUCGUCCCCACUGAGCUCGGUGUCCUACACCAGGCCGGUGGCAUGGCGACGCUGAGCGCCAUGGUGUAUCUGCUUCAGACAAUCUCGAGAGCUUCCAGGUCGCUGCCAAAGUAA
Molecule: messenger RNA, 1155 nt
Organism: Besnoitia besnoiti
Lineage: Eukaryota; Apicomplexa; Conoidasida; Eucoccidiorida; Sarcocystidae
Product: putative cytochrome C oxidase assembly factor COX15
Exons: 9
Coding region: 1-1155 (384 amino acids)
Biological process (GO): heme A biosynthetic process
Cellular component (GO): mitochondrial inner membrane
Molecular function (GO): oxidoreductase activity, acting on NAD(P)H, heme protein as acceptor
Source: RefSeq, a predicted model, not a curated record